AUGACUUCAGAGCUGACGUGGUCUCGGGAGGGCAGCACUGGCCCCGAGCUGCCAUCACCUGUGCCGGCGCACGACGCUCAGCCCGAGCUCCGAGGUGGCAGCCCCGAGGAGUGGCACUUGAGGUUCAGAGCGUUCAACGGCUGGGAGAAUGCUGACCCCAUCGGAGACCUCAGGGUGCUGCGUGAGCUGUGCCGUCGGUGGCUGCGGCCCGAGGCGCACACCAAGGAGCAGAUCCUGGACCAGCUGGUGCUGGAGCAGUUCCUCAUCUCCACGCCUCCGGAUGUCCAGGUGCUGGUCAAGGAAAGUGGUGUGACGAGCUGCCAGGAGCUGGAGGAGCUGCUGCUGCGAGACAGCCGGAAGAAACCCUCGAGCUGUUCCAUAAUCAUCUCACAAGGACAGAAGUUCCUCCUGUGGAAGACGGGGAUGCAGAUGGUCGGAUCUGAGACUGGUGUUACGGAUGACGUGAUGGAAUUGUCCGGGCAGCACCUACCCUCUUGGGCUGAGAUGCCACCUGAGGAAGGCCAGAGCGCAGCCCAAGCCCUGCAGGUGCCGGCAGGGAUGCAGGCGCUGGCAGGGAUGCAGGCGCCGCCAGGGAUGCAGGCGCCGGCAGGGAUGCAGGCACCACCAGGGAUGCAGGCACCACCAGGGAUGCAGGCGCCGGCAGGGAUGCAGGCGCCAUCCGGGGAAGUGUGCGGGGACUGCAGCAAGAGUUUCUGCUACCAAUCCCAGCUGGCCAUCCACCAGCGGUCACACAGCGGCGAGCGGCCCUACCAGUGCAAGGACUGCAAAAAGGGCUUCACGCAGCCCUCCGACCUGCGCGUGCACCAGCGCGUCCACACAGGCGAGAAGCCCUUCGUGUGCUCCGACUGCGGCCACGCGUUCGCCCACGAUGCCAGCCUGGUCACCCACAGGCGCGUGCACACGCAGGAGCGGCCGUACGAGUGCAAGUACUGCGGCCAGUCCUUCAGCCACAAGGGCAACCUCAACGUGCACUGCCGCAUCCACACCAACUCCAAGCCCUACCGCUGUCAGGUCUGCGGCCAGUGCUUCCGGCAGCUGGGCACCUUCAAGCGCCACCUCAAGGUCCACGUGAAGACCGUGCCGCCUGAGCAGGAGCAGUGGCUGCACCGUAUGAUGGCAGCUUUUCGUUUGCUCGUUCAUUCGUCUGUGUGGGUGUUCGUGUGUUUGUUCGGUGUGUGUGUGCUGGUUGCGGUGGCGGUUCCAGCCCUCGAGAUUCCUGUCAUCUCAGUGUCGCUGCAGGAUGGCGGCGCCUGGGCUUGA
This is a messenger RNA of Ochotona curzoniae (black-lipped pika), 1281 nucleotides long. RefSeq names its product zinc finger and SCAN domain containing 5B (gene ZSCAN5B). Lineage: Eukaryota; Metazoa; Chordata; Mammalia; Lagomorpha; Ochotonidae. The transcript has 4 exons. The record is from RefSeq and is a predicted model, not a curated record. Gene Ontology annotation, biological process: regulation of transcription by RNA polymerase II; central nervous system development. Gene Ontology annotation, molecular function: DNA-binding transcription factor activity, RNA polymerase II-specific; RNA polymerase II cis-regulatory region sequence-specific DNA binding. Bases 1 to 1281 code for a protein of 426 amino acids. Gene Ontology annotation, cellular component: nucleus.